Messenger RNA from Colletotrichum phormii, 847 nucleotides. RefSeq lists its product as uncharacterized. The record is from RefSeq and is a predicted model, not a curated record. The coding region runs from base 215 to 817 and encodes 200 amino acids. Lineage: Eukaryota; Fungi; Ascomycota; Sordariomycetes; Glomerellales; Glomerellaceae. The transcript has a single exon.
ACCUCAUUUCACUUCAUCUCACCUCUCCAACUCCACAAUCAGACGUGUUCAUUUGAAGCUCUAGCAUCGUUACACCAAAUCGCUACUUAGUCUCGCGGGAUUUACAAUUUCGAAGAUUGGCUCUUUAGCUUGGAAUUGCCCGAAUCUCAGAGUCAUCGCCUCCAGCCAACAGAGAACAUCGAAAUUGAGGACCCCGGUCCUUGCAUGAACCAUCAUGGCCCAAACAAGCCAGCGAAGAAAACGCCAGGCAGAAGAGGAUGAAGAGGAAUAUCCAGAGACGCCUUUCAAGAGAAGUCGCGGAGGUGAUGUUUCAUACUUCCAAUGGCUAUGGACACCACCUCGACCGCCAUCACGGAAAACCUCCUCGUCAGGUCUAUGGAGCCACUCCGUCCCAGACGGCCUAUUUCUCACCCGUCAUGACGCGCCCCGUUCCUUUUCUUUACCCCCGGAAUCCACAUCAAGACGGCCCCGUCGCCGAGGCGCCAUCUCAGUGACGCCCUCAUCACCCAGCGAGGUGGAUCGACAUCUCGCGCGGCAACUCCAACAGCAGAUCGCCGUCAUCCGGCUCAAGGUAGCUGAGAGCCAGCAUCAAGCACAAGACGAUGAUUGCUGUGAAGAUGACGGCGAUGGGGACAAUGUCCACAACGAAAGGGACGUUGAUUAUCUACGACGUGAACUAGAGGCCGUGCAGAUCGACGCUUCCCUACCGUCCAUCCUGGGCAUCGCGAUAGACUUUGACCAAAAGCUUUGCCUCAGUUCCUCCGGUCGUUCGUCAGAUACCACCUCUGAGCAUCGAGGUAAGCGACCAGGCGUUUGAGCGAAACCCAAAAGACGGCGCCAAUACACA